Molecule: messenger RNA, 1565 nt
Organism: Daldinia decipiens
Lineage: Eukaryota; Fungi; Ascomycota; Sordariomycetes; Xylariales; Hypoxylaceae
Product: nuclease S1 precursor
Exons: 4
Coding region: 585-1457 (290 amino acids)
Biological process (GO): DNA catabolic process
Molecular function (GO): nucleic acid binding; endonuclease activity
Source: RefSeq, a predicted model, not a curated record
CACAGACAGCGGGUCUGGACUAAAAGGGCAAGCUCUCUGGCACGAAUGAGCCAACCACUAUCGCGGAGACCAUCCUCAGCAACGUCAAGGAAUACCGGUUCCUGGCCAACGUGCCUUGCUUGAUUGGAUGCGCCCCGAGAUAAGGGUUAUCCGUGGCGACGAUCCCGGCUCGAUGCUACCUCGAAUCUACCCACGACGCAGCUGAGUGGCGAUCAGAACAGCCACCUUCUGUAAACUUGGUGUCGUUCGACGCUAGAUUCGCGCCGUGUUGCUGGAUGUAUGCUACAUCUCCGUUAUCUCUCAUCUUAUAUCGAGGGCUUGGAGAGAGCUUGGGAAGAUAAUUGGUUUGCUUGGUGUGGGUUUUGUUAAAUCAAGUUGAUACCCGGGUGUAUAUACCUACAUAUACCGACAUACACACGUGUAAAUAAGUGAAGAUGAGGUUGGACUAGGUGGGGUGGUUACUUGUGUAUAUAAUAUCUUCAUAUCAUAUCUUGGCAUCCUGACUUGUCGUCGUCGUCUUUCCUGUCACUACAAUAUAUCCAAACCGUAAGAAGGAAAUUAACUAGGUACCUAACUUACUCACCAUGACGCGCAUCGCAUCUCUCGCCCUCCUAUCCGUCGCCGCCCUCCCCGGCGCCAUGGCCUGGGGCGCCAUGGGCCACGAGACAGUCGCCUACGUCGCGAGCAACUACGUCAGCGCAUCCACCAAAUCCUUCUUCCAGGACCUGCUGGGCGACACUUCGGCGGACUACCUAGCCGGCGUGGCGGCCUGGGCCGACAGCUACCGGUACACGAGUGCGGGCAAGUUCUCGGCGUCGUUCCACUAUAUCGACGCGAAUGAUGACCCGCCGUCCAGCUGCGGUGUCGAUCUGGACCGCGACUGCGGCGCUGAGGGCUGCAUCGUGCGCGCUCUUCAGAACUACACGACUAUUCUGAUCGGCCAGAAGGCGAGCAAUGCUAAUCUGCAGAUUGCAGCCAAGAUGAUCAUCCACUUUGUCGGUGAUAUAGGACAGCCUUUACAUUGCGAGGCUUUAGAGGUCGGCGGUAACGACAUCGACGUGCAAUACGACGGCGACGACACAAACCUGCACGCGGCUUGGGACAGCAACAUCCCCGAGUCGAUUUCCGGCGGGUCCUCGCAGUCGUCGGCGAAGUCAUGGGCCUCGGACCUGAUUAAGGAAAUCGACUCCGGCUCCUACAAAUCCCAAGCAGCAAGCUGGGUCAGCGGCCUCAGCGUCGCUUCGACAGCCAAGCAGACGUCGACGGCGCUGAAGUGGGCUACCGAGAGCAACGCGUACGUGUGCUCGACGGUCCUGGCGGACGGCGUAAGCGCGGUCGAGAACAAGGACUUGAGCGGCCAGUACACGACGACCGCGCAGCCCGUCGUCGACCUGCAGAUAGCCAAGCAGGGGUACCGGCUUGCGAAGUGGCUGGACGCCAUCGUCGCUGCAAUUUGAUAGGUUUGAGAUCCUAGAGAGGCUAGGGUGGAUUACGAUGGUCCGAGUUAUCGUAAAGGUGACAAAAGAAAAUGGAAAAAGAAAUGGGAUUCUAAGUGUACCUAGGUA